AUGCCAGAGUCUGAUGAUCGAACUGUCGCGGAGACUGUUGCAGGAGAUGCAACAGCAGCUCCGGCUGAAGCUGUAAAUGGAGGAGCUGAUCGACCUGUGCCAGAGGGCAUUGCAAGAGUUCUUGAUGGCGAAGACAAUGUUCCUCCGAUUCCUCGUGUUAGUUCCGGUCGUCGUAUCAGCUCUGUCGAGGCUGUACGUGGAGCUCCACCACCAACGAAAAAAGCAUCAGUAGUGGUGUUUGAGACACCAGAUUCACCUCCGGCCAUGGGACGUCGACAAUCGUCGUGGUGGCGAAGUUUGGUGAUGGAUGACGAGAAAGUCAUUCCGCCGGAGAUUAUUGUUUCACCGGAGAAUGCAGCCAAUGGCAUAGGAUUGGAAGAACGAAACCGUAAUGUAUCAACUGCCAGCAUGGGCGAUAGAGAACUGUUCUCAUGGGGCGGCAGUGGAAAAGAAGGAAAUCACAAUUUGGCUCUGUUCGAAGAGCCCUCCAUGCCAUUCUUCUCUAGUUACUUGAAAGCUCACGUCACUCCCGGACCGAAUGAACGAGCUCAGAGUGAAAAUCAAAAAAAAAAAGCUGACUUAGGCGUUAUGCUCGGAGUAUAUCUUCCAACCAUUCAACAUAUUCUUGGAGUUACUAUGUUUAUCAGAUUGUUCUGGGUUGUUGGUAUUGCCGGUCUUGGACAAACUUUCCUUCUACUUUUACUUUGCUGUCUCUGUACUUUCCUCACCUGUAUUUCGAUUUCUGCUGUUGCCACAAACGGAGUAGUUGAGAGUGGCGGGGCGUAUUUUAUGAUAUCCCGAAAUCUGGGUCCGGAGUUUGGAACGGCUGUAGGAUUAUUAUUUUAUCUAGCUAAUACUGUGGCAACUUCUAUGUAUCUAGUAGGAGGCGUAGAAAUAUUGCUGCUUUAUAUAUUCCCGUCAUUAACGAUCGGUGGAAUAGAAGCUCAACAAGAUACCGGUACUUUCGGAAUGAUGACUAACAAUCUUCGUUUCUACUCAACUCUUCUCUUACUUCUCGAGUUUGUCAUUGUUGCCAUGGGGGUCAAGUUCGUUCAGAUGUUAGCUCCUGUUUCCUUGGUUUGUGUCAUUUGCUCCAUUCUUGCUUGCUAUGCUGGUGGUAUCGAGAAGACUCUGAAUCCUGAUAUUGGACAAAAAGUAUGUAUGUAUGGUCCUAAGCUUCUCCAAUCAAAGAUUUUCCUUCCUUCAAACGCCUCCAUGGAUGAUGUUUGCACCUACUGCUCAAUCAGCAAUGAAUUACUCAUGCUCAACCUUUGUGAUAACUCUACUUGCUCACAGUCAUUCUUCUCUCAAAGUCUCAAGUGUAUUAAUGGAUUCCCUGGUUUCAAGAGUGACGCUCUCGUCGAUAACAUUGGACCUCAAUAUGUCGGAAAAUUCUUCGCCACUCCUACCGAGGAAGCUAAUCUCUCAACUGACGUGUUCCAGGAUGUCAAGACCUCCUUCUGGGUUCUUUUGGCCAUUUAUUUCCCUGCUGUAACUGGAAUCUUCACAGGAGCAAAUAUGAGUGGAGAUUUGAAAAAUCCACAAAAAUCCAUUCCAACGGGAACAAUCGCUGCUACUUUAACAACUUCAUUCAUAUACUUCUCAUUGGCUUUUGUUUUCGGAGCUGCCAUAGAUGGAAAUGUCCUUCGCGACAAAAAUGGACAGUCAGUGGGUGGUAAUAUGAUUGUGGCACUGCUUGCUUGGCCAUCUCCCUGGGUGUUACUGAUUGGAUCUUUCUUGUCAACUUUCGGAGCUGCUCUUCAAUGCUUAUGCUCAGCUCCUCGUCUCCUUCAAAGUAUUGCCAAGGAUGAAGUCAUUCCUUUCCUUUCCCCCUUCAAGAAAGUAACUCAAAAUAACGAACCAUUCCUUGGAUUGGUUAUAACCACUAUCAUCGCCGAACUAGCUAUCCUCAUGGGUGCUAUGGAUAACAUCGCAGCCGUUGUCGACUUCUUCUUCUUGAUGUGCUAUGCUUUCGUUAACUUAAUCUGUGCUCUUCACUCAUUACUUGGAGCACCUAACUGGAGACCAAGAUUCAAAUACUAUCAUUGGUUCCUCUCCCUCCUUGGAGCUUCUCUUUGCUUCUUCAUUAUGUUCUCGACUCAUUGGGAUUAUGCACUCAUCUCAUGUGCUCUCUGUCUUCUCAUUUACAAAUAUGUCGAAUGGAAAGGAGCCAAGAAGGAAUGGGGAGAUGGAAUCCGUGGAUUAGCUUUGACUACCGCUCAAUAUUCCUUAAUGAAGAUCGAAGACAAAGAGCCACAUCCUAAGAACUGGAGACCACAACUUCUUCUCAUUCUUUCCAUGCCUUGGGCUAAAGAACUUGUUGAUGUCAGAUAUUUGAACCUGUUGAACUUAGCCUCUCAGCUUAAAGCUGGUAAAGGAUUAUCUGUUGUCACAUCUUUCAUCCGUGGUAACCCUACCAGUGCUGAUGACAGGAAACGUGCCGAACAAAUUAAAUCUCGUAUGGACUUCGAUAUGAACCAAUGUAGAUUACGUGGUUUUGCUAAGACUUUGGUUCACGACGAAACUCAAAUUCAUGGAUCUAUCGCAACACUUAUCCAAUCUGUUGGACUUGGAGGUCUUAAGCCUAACACUAUGCUCAUUUCUUGGCCAGUUCAUGAACGUGGAGCUUCCGAGGCUUCUGACUCUGAGUACAGUACAUUCACAGAUAAACUCCACGCUGCUUGUGCUAUGGAUAUGUGUCUCUUGGUCGCUAAGGGAAUCAUUGACUUCCCCAGCGUUUUCAAGCUUCAAGGUUUUAUUGAUGUUUAUUGGAUUGUCCAAGAUGGAGGUCUUUGCCUUUUGAUUGCUUAUCUCUUGAAACAGCAUAAGGUCUGGAGAGGAUGCAAACUUCGCAUCAUUGCUAUUGCCCAAGAAAGUGACAACAACUUGAAGAUGCAACAAGAGCUUCAACAAUAUGUCUACCAACUUCGUAUUGACGCCAAGAUAUUGAUUGUCGAAUUAGCUGAUCCUGAAAUUUCCAAGAAUGCAUUCGAGAGAACCCUUCUUAUGGAGGAGAGAACCAUGGUCAUGAAGCAAAUGCAAGACGUUCGUUCCAACACUUUAUCGGUCGUCAAUGGAAACGCCAAGAGAAUUUCGCCAUUGGUUCUUGCCGAACAACGCGAAAGAGAACAGAAGAAGAGCGAGGAAGACGAGAAGAAGGAAGAAGUAGAUGAUGACAGCAAGGAAGAGAGACAUGAAGAAGAAAAGAAGGAGAAGACCAAGAAGGAAAAACUCAGAGCUUUGGAUAGAAGCAAGGUCCACAAGAUGCACACAGCUGUAAGGUUGAAUGAACUCAUCAUUGAGCAUUCGCUUAACAGUCAACUUGUUUUGUUGAACUUACCGAAACCUCCUCGUGGAAGAGAAAAUCUCGACGAUUAUGUUCACUAUUUGGAAGUACUUUCGGACAACAUCAAUAGGGUUCUGUUCGUUCGCGGAACUGGAAAGGAAGUUAUCACAACACACUCAUAA
Messenger RNA from Auanema sp. JU1783, 3468 nucleotides. The record is from the annotation of a GenBank genome assembly. NCBI's taxonomy places the organism in Eukaryota, Metazoa, Nematoda, Chromadorea, Rhabditida, Rhabditidae.